CUGAGUUCGGCGGCGAGAGCCUACCACAGCCUCAGCCUGAACGGCGUGGUGUCCGGUAACCGCAUGGGUGCGGUGCCCCUGGGCGCGUCCCUCGGCCAGGGCACCCUGGACGUGGAGGGCGUGUGUACGGAGGCCGGCAUGACCUGCCUCAACUGCACGCAUGCUAUCACGUGCAUACCGCUGCCGGUGGGGUGGCUGAAGGUGCCCCUGCAGCAGUGUCCAGAAGGUCAGAGCUGCAACGCGCACCAGCGGCAGUGCACCACGGCGGCGGUACCGGAGUGCGACGCGGCCGGAUGGGAUUAUCACCACACUUGUGAACAGGUGGGCAUUUUCCCUGACGCGUUCGACUGCCGCAAGUUCCACCUGUGCUCGCCCCCUGCCGACCUGCCGGACGGAGCGCCCGCGGACCACCGCGCUGCCCUCUGUCCCAGGAACUACGGAUACGAUCCCAAGACUGCUCAGUGCUCGAUACCACUGAAACGUGGUCAAUGCGAGCAGAAACCGGUACCAACGUGCAAGAAGGUUGGGGACUUCGGAGUACUCCCCUCCAGCCCCCACUACUACUUCGUCUGCCUCUCCAAGAAGGGGGUUAUAUCUCCCCAGGUCUUCCUCUGCCCCCACGGCUGGUACUUCUGGGAUUCCUUCUGCAGACCGGAACCGGAGACCGAGGCAACCGUUGUGGUGGAUACCGUUCAGUCUACUACAGAGUCCAGUAGACCAAACGUCUUCUUCUCUACUGAGAAGACGACGACGUAUGCCGCUGACACUUUCUUAGCGGACAAGUUUGAUAUGAACAACUAUGAGAGUAUAGACGAGACACCGAACACUGACGACUUUACUAACUCCUUCGAAACUGAGGAUUUUUGGCAAAUGAUCUAA
This is a messenger RNA of Aricia agestis (brown argus), 879 nucleotides long. RefSeq lists its product as uncharacterized. Bases 64 to 879 code for a protein of 271 amino acids. The transcript has 5 exons. The record is from RefSeq and is a predicted model, not a curated record. Gene Ontology annotation, molecular function: chitin binding. Gene Ontology annotation, cellular component: extracellular region. NCBI's taxonomy places the organism in Eukaryota, Metazoa, Arthropoda, Insecta, Lepidoptera, Lycaenidae.